Messenger RNA from Cariama cristata (Red-legged seriema), 4099 nucleotides. It is a transcript of the gene CELSR3, whose product is annotated as cadherin, EGF LAG seven-pass G-type receptor 3. The record is from RefSeq and is a predicted model, not a curated record. Gene Ontology annotation, cellular component: membrane. Gene Ontology annotation, molecular function: G protein-coupled receptor activity. NCBI's taxonomy places the organism in Eukaryota, Metazoa, Chordata, Aves, Cariamiformes, Cariamidae. The annotation marks the transcript as partial. Gene Ontology annotation, biological process: G protein-coupled receptor signaling pathway; cell surface receptor signaling pathway; cell-cell adhesion. The transcript is spliced from 25 exons.
CUACUCCUGCGUCUGCCAGCCAGGGUACUAUGGAGGGGACUGCGUGGAUGUGUGUCACCUCAACCCCUGCAAGAACAAGUCGGUGUGUCGCCGCAAGCCAGGCUCUCCCCUGGGCUACGUGUGCGAGUGUGGAGGGAACUUUUUUGGGCAGUACUGUGAGCAUAGGAUGGAUCAGCAGUGUCCGAAGGGCUGGUGGGGGAACCCCACCUGCGGGCCCUGUAACUGCGAUGUGAACAAAGGCUUUGACCCUGACUGCAAUAAAACCAACGGGCAGUGCCACUGCAAGGACUUCCACUACCGCCCCAAAGGCAGUGACACCUGCCUGCCUUGCGACUGCUACCCCGUGGGCUCUACCUCGCGCUCCUGCGACAAGGAGACGGGCCGGUGCCACUGCCGUCCUGGGGUCAUCGGGCGCCAGUGCAAUAACUGCGACAGCCCUUUUGCCGAAGUGACGCCCAGCGGCUGCGAGGUGCUCUAUGACGGCUGUCCCAAAAGCCUGAAGGCGGGGGUUUGGUGGCCCCAGACCAAGUUUGGCUUCUCGGCUGCGGUGCUGUGUCCCAAAGGCUCCUUGGGUGCAGCCGUCAGACACUGUGAUGAGGAGAAGGGCUGGCUGGAGCCAGAUCUCUUCAACUGCACUUCACCUGCCUUCAAGGAGCUAUCCAUGCUGCUGGAGGGCUUGGAGAGGAACGAGACUGAGCUCAACACAAUUGAAGCCAAGAAGCUGGCCCACCGGCUCCGGGCUGUGACAGACCACAUGGACCACUACUUUGGCAAUGAUGUGCACAUCACUUUCCGCCUGCUGUCCCGCCUCAUGGCCUUUGAGAGCCGGCAGCGUGGCUUUGGCCUGACAGCCACGCAGGACGCCCAUUUCAAUGAGAACCUGCUGCGUGCAGGCAGCUCCGUGCUGGCGCCCGAGAACCGGGAGCACUGGGCCAUGCUGCCACACAGUGAGCAUGGCAGUGCCAGCCUCAUGGAGCAGCUGCGGGACUACUCGGGCACUCUGGCCAGCAACAUGAAACUCACCUACCUCAACCCCGUUGGCGUCGUCACCCCCAACAUCAUGCUGAGCAUCGAUCGCAUGGAGAACCACUCCCAUAUCCGCCGGCGCUACCCUCGCUACCACAGCAGCCUCUUCCGAGGCCAGCCAGCUUGGGACCCCCACACCCAUGUUGUGCUGCCACUGUCAGUGCUCAGCCCUCUGAAAGCCGAAGUGCCCACGCUGGCUGGGGGCGAAGGGAACUACACUGUGGACAACUCCUCACCGAGGCAGGCACUGUCGGACCCUGAGCCUGCCCUCACUGUGAUCAUCCUCAUCAUGUACCGCACCCUGGGGGGGCUGCUGCCUGCACGCUACCAAGUGGAUCGCCGCAGCGUCAGGCUUCCCAAGAAUCCUGUGAUGAACUCACCCAUCGUGAGUGUCUCUGUGUUCAGCAAUCACACCUUCCUGCGGGGGCCCCUGGACACCCCUUUGGUGCUGGAAUUUCACCUGCUGGAGACUGCCAACAGGAGCAAACCUCUCUGCGUCCAGUGGAACCACUCCAACCCGACCAACCCCUCCGGCUUCUGGACAGCCAGGGACUGCGAGCUCAUAUACCGAAACACCACACACGUCCACUGCCAGUGCUCCCAGUUUGGCACCUUUGGGGUUCUGAUGGACAGCUCGCACCGAGAGCAACUGGAAGGUGACCUGGAGACAUUGGCAGUUGUCAGCUAUUCCUUGGUGUCUCUCUCCUUGGUGGCUCUGCUGCUGACCUUCUCCUUCCUGACCUGCCUCAAAGGCCUCAAGUCCAACACACGUGGCAUCCACUCCAACAUAUCAGUCACCCUCUUCUUCUCUGAGCUGCUCUUUCUCCUGGGCAUCAACCGCACUGAGAACCAGUUUCUUUGCACUGUGAUUGCCAUCCUCCUCCACUGCUUCUUCCUCUCCACCUUCGCUUGGCUAUUCGUCCAGGGCCUCCAUAUCUACCGCAUGCAGACUGAAGCCCGCAAUGUCAACUUCGGGGCCAUGCGUUUCUACUAUGCCAUCGGCUGGGGAGUGCCUGCCAUCAUCACCGGGCUGGCCGUUGGCCUGGAUCCUGAGGGCUACGGGAACCCUGACUUCUGCUGGAUUUCCAUUCAUGAUAAGCUGGUCUGGAGCUUUGCAGGCCCCAUUACUGUCGUCAUUGUGAUGAAUGGGGUCAUGUUCCUGCUUGUGGCCAAGAUGUCCUGUUCCCCAGGCCAAAAGGAGACCAAGAAGAAAUCGGUUCUCAUGACGUUACGGAGCUCCUUUGUUCUGCUUCUAGUUAUUAGCACUACCUGGCUCUUUGGCCUCUUGGCUGUCAACAACAGUGUCCUGGCUUUCCACUACCUCUACACUGUCCUCUGCAGCCUCCAGGGCCUGGCUGUGCUAAUCCUGUUCUGUGUGCUGAACGAGGAGGUGCGGGAGGCCUGGAAGCUGGCCUGCCUCGGCAAGAAGGGCCAGAGUGAGGAGGCCACGAGGAGCACGCAGGGCCCCAAUGCCUACAACAACACAGCACUGUUUGAAGAGAGCGGGCUCAUCCGCAUCACCCUGGGGGCCUCCACCAUCUCGUCGGUGAGCAGCGUGCGCUCUGCCCGCACCCACUCCAGCCAGCGGGCUUACCUCAGAGACAACGUGACGGCACGACAGGGCUCAGCCCUAGAUCACAGCCUGCUAGCUCAUGCUGGCCCCACGGACAUCGAUGUGGCCAUGUUCCACCGCGAUGCUGGGGGAGACCAGGACUCAGACUCAGACAGUGACCUGUCUCUGGAUGAAGAGCGCAGCCUCUCCAUCCCAUCCUCGGAGAGUGAGGAGAAUGUACGCCUGCGGGGCCGCUUCCAGCGCCAGUUCAAGCGGGCGGCACACAGCGAACGUCUCCUCACUAACCCUGCCAACACCACUCCCAAAGACGUGGAUGGCAACGACCUCAUGUCAUACUGGCCGGCUCUGGGCGAGUGUGAGGUUCACCCCUGCUCCCUGCAGAAGUGGGGCUCUGAGCGGAAGCUGGGAUUCGACAUCAACAAGGAUGCAGCCAACAAUAAUCAGCCAGACCUGGCCUUGACCAGCGGGGAUGAGAACUCCCUCACCCAGACCCAACGGCAAAGAAAAGGGAUUUUGAAGAACCGCCUCCAGUACCCUCCGACUCUCCAAGGCCUGCCGUCCGUCGGCAGGAUGACCAACGAGCUGACGUGGUACAAGACCUCCACGCUGGGUCACAGGGCUGUCCCCGCCGCCUCCUAUGGCAGGAUCUACCCUGGGGCAGGGAGUCUGUCACAGCCAGCCAGCCGGUACUCAUCACGGGAGCAGCUUGACAUACUGAUGAGGAGACAGAUGUCCCGGGAGCAGCUGAGCAGACACAACUCAGGAGAGUGCUUGGAAGCGGUGCCCAGCCGGCAUGGUCAGAGAGAUCAUGGGAACACGCUGCCCCGGAGGCAGGGCUCCAGAGACCACCUUGACACUUUACCCUGCAGAUUUGGGUCAAGAGAGCAGCUAGACUGCGGGCCAGUAAGAGAGGUCUCUAGAGAGUGGCUAAACACAUUGCCAAGUAGGCAAGUGUCCAGAGACCGAAUAGACACAUUGCCAAGUCGAGAUACUUCUCGAGAACAAUUGGAUUUGCUUUCUAGAAGACAGCCUUCAAGGGACCAGCUAGCAUCAGCUAGACAAACUUCAAGGGAGCAGCUGGACUUUCUGUCCAGAAGAUCUAAUUCCAGAGAGCCUCUGGACACAGUGCCUAGCAGGCAUCCCUCGCAGGACAACCUGGGGAGCCUCUCUAGGAGGCAGCUGUCUAGGGAAGGCCUAGAGCCGCUGUCGAGGAGACAGCCUUCUAGAGAGAACCUGGAGGCUGUUCCCAGCCGACAUCCUUCCACUGAACAAUUAGAUAUCCUUUCUUCCAUCCUUGCUUCUUUUAACUCCUCCGUCCUGUCCUCGGUGCAAUCUUCCAGCACGCCUUCAGGCCCGCAGACCACUGCCACUCCCUCUGCCGUGCAGACCUCCUCGACGCCCUCUGCAAUGUGCCCCUCAACACCUCGCUCUGCCACCUCCCACAGCAUUUCGGAGCUGUCACCAGACUCAGAAAUAACGAGAAACGAGGGCCAUUCCUGA